Molecule: messenger RNA, 3016 nt
Organism: Aegilops tauschii subsp. strangulata
Lineage: Eukaryota; Viridiplantae; Streptophyta; Magnoliopsida; Poales; Poaceae
Source: RefSeq, a predicted model, not a curated record
UAGGGAGUUUAGCUUUCGCCUAGCAAGCGCGUCCCCGCCUAGCGAGCGCGACCCCGCCGGCGGCCACUCUGGCCCCGGGGUUCCCGGCCUCGGCGCCCACCCUCCCUCGCCGGCAGCCACUCGGGCCCCGGCGCCCCCCUUUCGCCUGCGUCGGUUCCGCGCGGGGCUCGCCAAUUGCCAUGGCCUCCGGCUCCGCUAGCCCGGCCUCGGUCUCUUCCAGACCCCAGCCCAUCGUCUCCGGCCUGGGGUUGUUGGCGUCGUCCGGAUCCGGGGAGUUCUCGACCAGGGUUGGAGGUGCACCGGCCGGGGCCAACCCUGGGCCAGCCGCGGGCUCCGCCGUGCCGUGGCGCAAGCCAGGGCCGUCGCGCAAGGCUCUGUGGCGCAAAAGGAAGGCCUUUCGGAAGCAGGCAGCGGCGGGCGGUGCUCGGCCACAUUCGUCGCGCUCCCCGCUUCGUCGCCGGAGCGGAGAGGGAUCCCGGCGGACUUGUUUGGACUCUGCUUCAACUGCUUUCGCGAGGGCCAUCGUCGGGAAGAUUGCUGGUUCCCCCCGCUCUGCAUCCGGUGUGGCCUGGAGGGUCACAUAUCCACGGACUGCAAGCGGCCUCGGAGCCCCAGGUCAGAGGAGGAUCUCCGGCGUGAGGCGGUGGCCAAGGUAGCGCGUGCGUCGCAGCCGUCGAUGCAGGCUGUCACCGGCGACUAGGCAGGCCACACCCUUGGAGAGGCCCUCGUCAGUCCCGGCUGGCACCACACCUGUGGGGUCUGGGCAGGCAUCGGCUGUCACUGUCUCUACCGGGAGUAUCUGCGUGCUCCGUCGGACACAGGAAAUGGAGGAUCUCGAGCAACGCCUGAGGCUGGCGGUGGUGGCCUAUGUGGGAGGCACACGGCCAACGGUGUCUUGCCAGGAGGCUGCGGAAGCCUUGUCGGAGGAGCUGCACAUACCUCGUCACCGUUUCUCUGUUCACAAGUACCACCCUGAGGAUUUCUUGGUUGUUUUUGCGGCGUCGGAGUUGCGCAGCAGAGCUUUGGCAGCGGGCACCGUCGAGCACGGGUUCUUCAAGCUGUUCGUCAAACCGUGGCUCAAGCAAGCUCUAGCGGUUACGAGAGUGAUGCGCACACAAGUGGACAUUAUGAUUGAGGGGAUCCCAUCUUAUGCGUGGACGACCGAGACGGCGGCGGAGAUCCUUGGCUCAUUGUGUCUGGUGGAGAGCUUGGCGCCGGAGACAGAGAACAGAGAGGACUUGUCCCUCUUCAAGCUUCGGGCAUGGUGCAUUGACCCAGACGAGGUGUCGGUGGCCAAGCUUAUCUGGGUGCCAGAACCAGAGGUGUUUGGAGGUCCGGCGGCGCGGCGGCCCACGUCGCGAGCCUUGCUGGAGUACAAGACGCUCGUUCACAUAGGGCGGAUGCGAGAUCAUGAGGGGCCGGAGCGCUGGUUGCGGCCGCCUAGUUCUGAUGGGAGCGGCCAAAGCGGGAUGCCGGAUGACUCCGAGGACUUCUCCGGUCGGGGCGAGUGGCGUGUCUUGCCAUGGACAAGGGGAGUUCGUGAUCACCGCGGUGGGGCGCCGGCAAGCGGAGUGCACGACAAUUCCUAUCUGCAUGCGCUGACAGGAUGCAUCGGGCCGUCUGAAUGGAGGAUUCCACCUAUGGCACGCGGCUCGGCGGCGACGGUGCGCGCGCCGGUGACUGCGGCGACAGGAGCGAGACAGGAGGUUGAGGACACGGCUACGCAUGUGCCACCAGUAGCGCAACGGGAGGUUGAGGAUGAGACCGUACGCGUGCCACCAGAAGCGAGGCUGGCCAUAGAAGAUCCGGGUCGGAGCAGUGGGGCCAGGCCUAUGCCCGAGGCUGCGGUGGCUGAUUCGGUUCUGCGUGUUUUGAUUGGCUCGUUUGAAACGCCUUUUGACCAAGGAGGGACUGGGGAUCACGUGGCCACUAAUGGAGGCAUGCAACUGAUGAUUGCUACUGGGCUGUCUGCGGAUCCCGAGGGAACAGAUAAGGUGCAGGAUGUUGCGGCAUUGGUGGAGCCAAUUCAGGCUAGCGAGGGUGCGGUGCAACAGAACGUGGGAUUGCAGGACCGGCCGGUGGGGACCGCCACAAACCAUCGAGCCGCGGAACCAGAGGAGGAGACUAUGCAGCGAUCCCAUGAGGCGCUGAUGGCCGGCAAAGCAGCAGACGGGUGGGCCCCGGUGACAGAUUUGACGCAGACGGCGACAGAGGAAGGGGAGGUUGUUCCCGGAGAUGAUUCGCCGGACAACGGGGCCACGCUACAGGAGUUGGAGUGCGCUGAUGUGACUACGUCUAGCGCAUGCAUGCAGGAGCAGCUGCAUGGCGCAAAUGACACGUUGGCUAUGGCAUGUGUGGUGGCAACUCAACACCAAGAGGGGCAUCUUUCGGCCAAGGAGAUUGUGGCGCUGGGGAACAUCAAGGCUUUUUGUGCGGGCCUUCUCAAGAAGCUUGCGUCACCUCUUCUUAAGGAGUUCGAGGGUCUGAGAGGCAUCAAAGCGGGCCAGGACCCAUUCACACCACGCCGCACCACUCGGUCCGUUUGCUCUGGUGGCGCCAGGAAGACGAAGGCAUCGACUGCGGAAACAGUACUGCUGAAAACCCUGGGUUUUGACUGCGAUGAUCUGGCGUUCUCCGAGGACGCGCUAGGUUAGCUACAUACGGUCUUCGACUCGCUGCUACAGGAGCCACAAUUGAGGGCUAUAGCGGCCAUUUUCGGGAAGGCAAUACCGCUUAAUCUAGUAGGGGAGAUAGGGAUGACCGAACCCCUUUUGGCGCAGUAGGGGCGUUGGCCGCUGUGGUGUUGGAGUCAUCAUUGCCUGAUGUCGUGCAAUGCCUUGGAGUUAGUGUGUUGGAAUGUUAGAGGUCUUAACAAUCCAGCCAAGAGGAAGGCUCUUAGAGGGUUCGUGGAAUCUAUCCAUGCGGCGAUCGUUUGUAUUUUAGAAACUAAGUUAGAAGUGGUGGACAAGUAUGUAAUCUUGCAAUGCAUGGGACCUAAUUAUGAUGGUUUCACUUA